CAGAUGGAAAUGAUAUUUAAUCUCUGUUGACUAAAAUGAAGGUGAGUGGCUUGUUCUUUAGUUGUCUAGAUCCAUAAUUAACCCCCAACAGAAAUCAGACCCCCCCCCCAAAAAAUAAGAUUCAUUUCCACUGAAGAUGACAACCAACAUGCCAAUCACCUUUUCUGGAAUAAUGGAUACUAAAAUGGGUAAUUGGACAUUCAGUUAUAUUGAGCACAAUGACUCUCAUGCCAUACACUCAGAGGGCAGUGUUUAUCAGCCUAGAUAUCCGGGAGAACUCAUUAUCCACUCUUUAAUCAUUUUAAUCUGUAUUCUAGGGGUUAUUGGAAAUGGAACUGUCAUCCGACUUUUGGGUUUCCAGAUUAAGAGGAGCUGUUUCACCAUCUUUAUCCUCAAUUUGGCUGUAGCUGACAGUGGGACCCUCAUAUCCCUAUUUUUGUGUGGAAUUCUGUACAUAAAAACUGGGGAUAUCCUCAUAGAAAUAGUAGAAUGUUUAGUAUGCAACUACUGCGCUGGUCAACUUCUUCUGACAAUCAUCAGCAUUGACCGGUGUUUGGCCAUCUUCUUCCCAAUUUGGUAUCGAUGCCAUCAGCCCCCAUACUUGUCCACCAUGCUCUGUGCCAUUACAUGGAUAGUCUCUUUCUUCCCCUGUGCAAUUCAUUACACUCUGAUUUCGGUUACAGGCAUUCGAAACUUCCGCCUGUUCUACUAUGUUUUCAUAUAUACCACAAUUUGCUUCCCACUCAUGGUGGUCUCCAGUCUGGCCCUCUUCAUCAAAGGCUACCUUACAUCACAGAUGCAGAAGCGAGGGAAGCUUCUCACAGCCAUCUUACUUGCCCUGUUUUUCUUCCUCCUCUUUUCUUUUCCACCAAUCAUCGUUUAUCUCAUUGACCUUAUUUCCAAUGGGAAAUAUGUCAAUUUAUUUGCAUAUGGCUACUUAUCUGCCAGUCUAAACAGCAGUGUUAACCCACUGAUCUAUUUUCUACUGGGGAGAAAGAAGGAACAUAAUUCUAUGUGCAACCUAAAAAUCAUCCUCCAGAGAGUUUUCAAGGAGGAAGAAGAGAAUGAGGAGCAACCAGAGUUCCAGGCUGGUAUCCAGUUAUGA
Molecule: messenger RNA, 1105 nt
Organism: Candoia aspera
Lineage: Eukaryota; Metazoa; Chordata; Lepidosauria; Squamata; Candoiidae
Product: proto-oncogene Mas-like
Exons: 1
Coding region: 137-1105 (322 amino acids)
Biological process (GO): G protein-coupled receptor signaling pathway
Cellular component (GO): membrane
Molecular function (GO): G protein-coupled receptor activity
Source: RefSeq, a predicted model, not a curated record